Acanthosepion pharaonis is the source of this 1536-nucleotide messenger RNA. The record is from the annotation of a GenBank genome assembly. NCBI's taxonomy places the organism in Eukaryota, Metazoa, Mollusca, Cephalopoda, Sepiida, Sepiidae.
AUGUUUCUCUUCUUUUUCGUCUUUCUUUUCCUUUUUCUUCUUCGUUUCUUUUUUGGCCGCUUUGCUCUCUUCUUUUUUUAUAUUUUCUUUAAUGAUUUGAUUCUUUGUCUACCUUCUCACAUUUCUUUUCCUUUCUUUUUUUUCGACUUUUCCUCCAUUUUUUCCCAUCCAUUUUUCAUCUUUUCCGUUUUUCUUUUUCUUUUUUCUCUUUCAACUUCUUUCAUUUUUAUCUUUCUAGCUUUUCUUCCCAUUUUGUUCUUUCUAACUUUUCAGUUACCUUUUCCUUUUUCUUCUUCACCUUUUUUUCUUGUUUUUUUUUAUUAUUAUUUUAUUUUUCUUUACUUUUCACUUCGUUCUUCUUUCCAUUUUGAUUUUUUUCAUUUCCUUCUCUGUUUUGAUUUCUUACUUUCUGUUCCAUUUUCUUUUUUCUUCUUCAUUUUUCUCUUCGUCUUUUUUCACCUUUCUUUUCUAUCAUUCUUCUUCUUUUGCUAUUUUAAAUUUUUCUCUUUUUUGUCUUCAUUCAAAUAUUUCCUCUCUUUCCUUCACUAUCAUCCCUUAAUCUUUCUUCUUCUUCUUCUUCUCCUUCUUUUCCUCCACCACCAUCCCCACCACACCUCCUCCUCCUCUUCCUCCUCCUCCUCCUGGUCUGAAGAAAUAAUAGGAUAUUACCUCUCUUUCGUUUACCUUCUUCUUCUUCUUCUUCUUCUUCUUCUUCUUCUUCUUCUUUGUUUCUUAUCUUUUCUUCCUGUUUUCUUUCUUUCACAUUUCUUGGAUUCUUUACUUUUUUUUCUCUCAUAUUCCUUUCUUUUUUUUUCUUUUUUUUUUUUAGGAGAGUGCCUCUUUCAUUCACAUUCUUUCUUUCUUCUCCAUUCCUAUCUUAAUAAUUUUACUUUUCUUUUUUAUGCCCCUGCAUCAUUUUCUUUCUUUCUUCCUUUUUCCUUUCCUUUAGUUAUUUUAUUUAUUAUUUUUAUUCUGUUGAAUCAUUUCUUUCUUUCUUCCUUUCUUUCUUACUUCUUUCUUUCUUUCUUUUUCAUUCGUUCCUUAUUUAUUUUUCCUUUUCUUUUUUAUUCUCCUAUAUCAAUUUCUCUCUUCCUUCCUUUUUCCCAUUCUAUUAGCCAUUUUAUGCUUUUCUUUCUUUAUUCUCCUGAAUCAUUUCUUUCUUUCUUUCUUUCUUUCUUUCUUUCUUUCUUUUUCAUUCGUUCCUUAGUUAUUUUUCCUUUUCUUUUUUAUUCUCCUACAUCAUUUUCUUUCUUCCUUCCUUUUUCCCAUUCCAUUAGCCAUUUUAUUCUUUUCUUUUUUAUUCUCCUGAAUCAUUUCUUUCUUUCUUUCUUUCUUUUCCAUUCGUUCCUUAGUUAUAUUUUCUUUUUUAUUCUCCUAUAUUAUUUUCUUUCUUUCAUUAUUUGUUUAUUUUUCCAUUCGUACAUUAGACAUUUUUCCUUUUGUUUUUAUUCUCCUCCAUCAUUUUCUUCCUUUCUUUCUCUUCUACCUUUUAUAUUUUAUAUUUGCCAUCAUAUAUUUCCUACUCGCCGUCAGUAA